Molecule: messenger RNA, 2888 nt
Organism: Chiloscyllium plagiosum (whitespotted bambooshark)
Lineage: Eukaryota; Metazoa; Chordata; Chondrichthyes; Orectolobiformes; Hemiscylliidae
Source: RefSeq, a predicted model, not a curated record
GACUACAUUAAAGGAUGGAAGGGGUCAGUAUAGAGUGGGUAUUCGCUGUAAGGGAAGGGGGAAUGUCCCACCAAAGAACCAAUAUAAGCAAUAAUAGAAAGUGCUGAGGACACUCAGCAGCAUUUGUGGGGAGAAGUUUGUAGCCCAUGUUCAGAACUCCAGCGCUGAUCUCUCUGGGUAAUGUGAAGAUUUUCAAGGCUGGAGGGGUUUAAGGAUGUGCUGACGGAAGGUGAGAGCGGACGGUCCUGAGCAGCAGCGUUUGAGAGCUCACUGACUGACUUGGGCUCUCCCUGGGCUGGGAGAAUUCACAUGGAUGGCAUUAGUGUUAACACAACUCAUAACUGGCUUUCUGCUGGGCAGGUGGCGGAUGAAGUGUUUGCUCAACAUUCAGGAUAAUCCAGUGACCGGAGGCGGGAGGGGAGUCAGAUCAGGAAAUGCAGGCGCUUGACGUAAAGAGGGUGGGUCCAGCUCCCUGUGAUAAAUAGCCGGCGGUGGGCAGGAGUUGGUGAGCUAACAGCUAGCGUUCCCAGCAAUGAGUUCCUCUUCGGCCAAGGGGUUCCGUAGGGCUGUAUCCGAGCUGGAUUCCAAACAGGCUGAGGCGGUGACGGUGACGUCUCCUCAUUUCAUUGGGCGCCGACAGUCUCUGAUCGAAGAUGCUCGCAAAGAGCGAGAAGCGGCCGCUGCUGCCUCCGAGUCGGCAGAUCCUGGGGAGCAGCUGGUGUUCGAGGAGGAAGGAGGCAGGGCCAUGGUGAAUUUAUUCUUCACAAUCCGCUCUGCCAAGAGCUCUUCAUUCUCCCGGACCCUCAAAGUGUUCGAGACCUUUGAAGCUAAAAUAUACCACAUUGAAACAAGGCCAUCCAAGAAACCAAAAGAUAAAGAGAUAUUGGAAUUCUUCAUCCGUUGUGAAACAAACGUUUCAGAUAUCAGCACCUUGGUCAGUUCCCUGAAAAGAGUUGCAGAUGAUGUAAAAACAACAAAAGAAGAGAAAUUUCAUUGGUUUCCAAAAAAGCUAUCAGAUUUGGAUAGAUGUCAUCAAUUAGUUACAAAAUAUGAGCCGGAAUUGGAUCUGGAUCAUCCGGGCUACUCUGAUACUCAGUACAGGGACCGGCGGAGGCAGAUUGCAGAAAUUGCGAUAAAUUAUCGAUAUGGCGACCCAAUUCCCAGAGUAGAAUACACCCCUGAGGAAAUUGCAACGUGGAGAGAAGUGUUUGUGAACCUAAAGACUUUGUAUCCAACACAUGCAUGUGCCGAACACCUGGAUGCCUUCAGAGUGCUGGAGAAACAGUGUAAUUACAACAAAGACAACAUCCCUCAACUUGAAGAUGUCUCCUGCUUUUUGAAAGAACACUCAGGGUUUCAGCUGUGGCCUGUUGCUGGGUUACUUUCAGCCCGGGACUUCUUGGCGAGUCUCGCUUUCCGAGUUUUCCAGUGUACGCAGUAUGUAAGACAUGCUUCCUCGCCAAUGCAUACUCCUGAGCCGGAUUGUUGCCAUGAACUGCUGGGACAUGUCCCCAUGCUGGCUGACAAGACAUUUGCUCAAUUUUCUCAGAAUAUUGGUCUUGCCUCCCUCGGAGCAACUGAAGAGGAAAUUGAAAAGCUUUCUACUCUUUACUGGUUUACUGUGGAGUUUGGACUGUGCAAGCAAAAUGGAGAAAUUAAAGCAUAUGGAGCUGGUCUGCUGUCAUCCUACGGUGAGCUAAUUCACUCCCUGUCUGAUGAACCCGAGUUACGGGAGUUUGACUCUGACGCUGCUGCUAUGCAGCCCUAUCAGGAUCAGACAUACCAACCAGUGUAUUUUGUAUCUGAAAGUUUCAAUGAUGCUAAAGACAAACUGAGAAAGUAUGCAGCCAACAUCAAGCGGCCGUUUUCAGUGAAAUAUGAUCCAUUUUCCAAAACCGUGGAAGUAUUGGACAAUCCUCAGAAAAUCAAGACUUCUUUGGAUAAUCUGAAGGAUGAGUUGCAGUUGCUGACUGAUGCACUGAAUGUUUUAUCCUAACAUUUGGCUCUGCAUGCAAUCAUAGAAUGUACUUCAUCUCUAUUACUGUUGCAUUGUAAGCUUCAUUUAUUUGUGAGUCAGACUUUUUAGCUUUCAUUCUAAUGUAGCCAUGUGUAGGAACAGGCAGGAACAUAAAGUUGAAGAAAGUAGGGGUUUUGCUUCACUGCCUCUGCCAGGUAACUUUUAUUUCUUUUGCCUCCUGGAAUGUUAGAGGAGGUGGAGGCAGGUAAAAUUGAUCUUUAUCACUGUAGAAAAAGGGCCCAUGAUGAAUGGGCGGCUUGCUUUACAUGGGCAAAGAAAAUGACAAGCCAUGCUGAGUUGGUUAUUGCAACACAUCCCACUUGAUUACAAAUUGUGCAAGUGGAUAAGCUUGCUUGAAUGAAUGGGGAACUAACUUCGAUGUUGUGGCUGCAAUCCCCUUCCCUCUCUCAAAAUUGCCUCUCUAGAUAUUUUCUGCCGAAGUGAAUAACUUCAUAACUACCGUGUUAAAUCGAGUCUGCAAUGUGUUUGUCUGUUUCUAUCCACAUUCUCCUGAAGUUUACUGCUGUUCUGCUCAGUAGUUUCCCAGCUGCCAAGUUUCUAUCAUCCAUAAUAUUGAAAAUUGUACUCCUUUCAUCGAAGUUCACAUCACUUUUAUAUAUGUGUAACAAGAAAAACAGUGGUUCUAACUUGCGUCCCUGGGGAGUGCCAGAGCAUAUUUCUCUGCAGUCUGAAAGACAUCCUGUUGCCAUUACUCUCUUUUGUCUUAUUCUUUCAGGUAUUAUGCACUCAUUGUCUCUGUCCAUUUAGCACCACUAAUUUAUGAAUAUGUUUGUUGUAAAGUCAUAGUCAUAGAGAUGUACAGAUGGAAACAGAUCCUUCAGUUCAACUCUUCCAUGCCGACCAGAUAUCC